This is a messenger RNA of Penicillium cataractarum, 912 nucleotides long. RefSeq lists its product as uncharacterized. The record is from RefSeq and is a predicted model, not a curated record. Bases 1 to 912 code for a protein of 303 amino acids. The transcript is spliced from 2 exons. Lineage: Eukaryota; Fungi; Ascomycota; Eurotiomycetes; Eurotiales; Aspergillaceae.
AUGUAUUUUUCUACAUUGGUCCAGGCUUUGCUUACUGCAUCGACCUACGCCGUCGACCCUGCUGCUGUCUACAAUGGAGGCUAUAACUCCGCUAAGUAUAUUGUCCUUCGCAUUGGAAAUGGUGGUGCCGGCCAGAGUGGGCUGAUUGAGGUCCUCGCGAACGCCUUCAUCCAAGCCAGCGUCAAAAACGGCUCUGUCCCAUUCCAGAUAGCCUGGUACAAAUCCGACACCACCCAGUCAAUAAACUACCUCAAAGACGGCACCGUCGACAUCGGAAUCACCUACACGCCCGCCGCCGAACAAAUUGCCAUCAAAAAUGGCAUCGCCAAGUCCCCAGCGUGGUACGCCUGGCGCGACCACUUCCUCCUAGUCGGUCCCUCCUCGAACCCAGCCAACCUGUCUAACGACCAGGACAUCCAAACCCAAUUCUCAAACAUAUACACGACCGCCGAAGCGGGGAACACCCAUCCCCCUGUACGCUUCCUAACCCGCUAUGACAAGUCUGCGACGAAUAUCAAGGAUUCCCAGCUGUGGAUUGAAAUAGGUCAAGUCCCCUGGGCUACUGCGUACUCGACCUGGUAUCACCAGUACAUCGCGUAUCCGAUUCAGGCGUUGACGGCUGCGAUACUGCUUGAUGAAUAUACUAUCACAGACCGGGGGACAUAUUUGUCUAUUUCGACGGAUUUGCAGAGUCAGACUACCAUUUACAAGGCUGGUACUGAUGAUUCAGCGGAUCCUUUGCUUAAUCCGGCUCAUAUUUUGAUUGGGAAGGGUGCGAGGAAUGAGAAGAUGGCGGAUAGGUUUGCGCAGUGGGCUAUUAGUGAUGAGGGGCAGAUGGUUAUUACUGGGUUUAAGAAGAAUGGGGAGCAGUUGUAUACUGCUGCGCCGGAAAAUAAGACUGCCCAGUUCUGA